AUGGAGCUCUACCGUCAGCUGCGGCCCUGCAAGUCGGAAUCUGAUUUCGGCGCCCUUGCGCACGAAUCCUACAUUCCGGGCAAGUUCAGUGACGAACAAGACCCCUGGAUUUCACGUGCUUUGUCCACCACGCCGACGGCAUGCAAAAGGCUUGAGUUGUUUCAUGCCCCAACAGAGCUUCAAGCCAGCUUUGCCAACUGCCGCCCUCCGUCUCCUCCCUCUCCAACCUCUCCUCCCUCUUCAUUGUCCCCAUCGCCAGGAAGAGCUCCGCAGUGUGAGGCAGUCAAUCAUCACAAACAUCACAGGCCUGAGAACUUGGCCCAAUGCUGCACAAUGGCUGGCAUAAAGAGUUUUUCGAAAUGGUGGACCCCUGAGUUGCUGGCAUGA
Messenger RNA from Symbiodinium pilosum, 387 nucleotides. Lineage: Eukaryota; Dinophyceae; Suessiales; Symbiodiniaceae. The record is from the annotation of a GenBank genome assembly.